CGAUAACAAAUCAGCUGUCUGCGCUGCUCUCUCGGAAAUUUUGUAAACGUUCUGGCGUAUUUUAUUUUAUUUAUUUUGGUUUCUGCGCAAUCUUUCGGUCCAAAAUCAAAGUCGGAACUCAGUUAUGUUCUCAGGACGUCCAUCGAUUGAAAUUCGGGCGAUUUAAAGCACCAAACAGUACAAACACAGCGUCGGUCCACUGGCCAAAUGUGAUUCGCAUAUGCCUUAACCAAAAUAAACCUUUUCUACUGGAGUCAUAAUGCCAUUAGAUCGCUAAGUAUUCCCAGCUAUGAGUGGACCACAGCAGCCAGGCGAUUCGGGAUCAGCUCCCCCAAACGCUGGCGGGGAUAAGGUCAACUCGCCGAGAAGGAAUGCCACCGGUGGAGAACCGGGACACUCGGGUUACCGUGGCCCAAGUCCCAACAACUGGCGACAGAACAACUCAAUGAAAUAUAAUUCGCGACCCUGGCAUCGAGGCCGUGCGGACAGCGGUCCCUUUAACAAUAGAGUGUAUACAAGUUAUAAUCAGCGGCAUUCACCCUACCCGCGAUCAAACUACGGAAAUCGGGAAUACUCUGAUAACCAUAACUCAAAUCAAAAACGCCAGGAGAGAGAUUAUACCAAGAGAACUGAUUUUCAGGAGAGAAACCCCAGAUAUCCCAAUGGAAGCUAUUCCGGCAGAUACAAAGAUCAUCACAACAGGGACCAUUACCACAGAUAUCAGCCCCGGAGAAGUAAAGAUAAUUCCUCUAAAUCGCCUCAUAAUAAUGAAGAUAGUGAAGAUAGCUCACAUCUAAGCGGAGUCACAAGUGACAUUAACAAAAAUAAGGAAACAAACUGUGAACCGAAAAGUGACGCUUUUAAAGCUGAUCAAAUAGAAGAUAAUUCAACUGACAAACAUCGUAGGCAAACUGAAGAAUUCGAUUUUGAACUAGUAUAUGGCAAAGGAAACGCUACAGAGAAAAUAACGGUUGCCUCAAUUAAAAAAAGUACAGUUACGUCAAAGUGUGAUCAGGCCACAGAAGUCAAUGGGUUGAAUGAAAUCAGCUUGCUUAUUAAGCCAAACAGUGAAACUUUAAAAGUUUCUGAAGCUAAUCAGACAACAUUAAAAACACCUAGUGAAGAUAAGGAAACGAAUCAAACCCAAGAAGUACAGCCAACCGUCAAUCGAUGCCUAAAGGAGGAAUUGAAUCUGUUUAAGUCCAGUGAAAAGCCAUCUGAAGCAGAGCCUAGUCAAUCAUUUCCACGUAUCCAAGUGAGACCGCUCACCCAACUACUGAAGCAAGAGAUUUUGGCAGUCACCCAAGAGAAUCGUCUGUCCAAAAUACCUUUCCUGAGUCCACAGCCAUCCGCUUCAUCGGCCAGUCCCAGCCGGCAGGCCUUUAAACCCGCCCUCAAAAGCCGGCGGCGGACAGUGAGCAAUUGUAACCAUAUUGCGGGGAGUUCCAAUACUAGUCAGGCAGCAGGAAAUGAAGCAAUCAUCAAUAAUCGCAUCGCUAGUAUGGACAAGGAGAGUCUUAAGUACAUAAUCAAUAAUAGCGACACUAUAUACGACGAACACUUAAAGCUUCAGGCCCGGAGGCGUUUACGCGACGAGAUUCGGCGGCAGCUAAAGAACAUCGAUUUGGAUCAGCCUAAGGACAAUCCGGUAAAAGAACUGAUCGAAGACGAAAUUGUGGAUGCUAUCAAAUUGCCUGCGCUUCUGCUGCAGGAGAUCGAAAAGUGUUUCGGCAUAGACGUAUCAGAGGGUCAGAAAGCCAAUCCUUCCGAAGUUGAUAAACCAGAUACCACAAAGAGUAAAAACAAUGGGAAAAAUCAAAGCCCUGUAGGAGACAGCAAGGGCUCAGAAAAGGAAAUUUGUACAAGUUCAGACGUUACAAGACCAGAGGUCCCAACCGAAAGUGGAACGGGCAGUACAGAAAUAACAACGAAAGGUAAAAAGACUAAAAAGACUAUCAAAGAUAGCAAACAGUGCAUUAAAGGUAAGAACGGUAAAAACAAAGAGCCAGAAAGUAAAAUUGAGAAGAAAGAAAGCAGUGAUCAAAAUAUAGAAGCCGAAGAGCUUAGUACAAAUAGCAAAUCGUUUUGUAAAGAUGGUAACGAUAAUCGAAAUCACACUAUAAAAUCAAAGGAAAGUAAGAAAGAGAUCUUACAAGAAAAUAAUAAAAAGAAAAGUCCUAGAAAAAAAUUCAAAGGUUCCAUUACGGAAUCGGGUCAAAAUAAGAAAAAUAUCAGGACAGAAGUCGACCAGUACAGUCUUGAACAAGAAGCCCACACAGAAGAACCCUCCGAUUCGAUGAAGAGAUCAAAAGAUCUGAUGGCAAGGCUAAAGGCAGCCGAUAAAGUCAAGCCAAACGAAGAGUUGCGACUUACUAAGAAUCGCGCGCCCUUGUUGCCAACUCCAACAUGUGGAAGGAUUACAAAUAGCUUAAAGAACACGAAUAUCCAAUGUGAGGAAUUUAAACCAAGCAAAUCACCAACAAAAAGUUCAAAGAAUAUGUCCGCUACAAGUUCUAAAAAGGCAAAUCAACCUGUAGGUGAUACUUCUGAGAUCAUAAUACCCGUUAUCAAAACGGAAAUCAAAAGAGAACUAAGCAGCUCCCCAAUAACAGUGAAUCCUUUACCUUCAAAGGAGGUUAUUGAGCUUCUGAGCUCAUCUGAUGAAGAAGACGACAUGGAUUUGGAUGAAACUGAGGAAGAAAUUGUGGCGCAGGAUAAAGAGCAGGUUUCGGAUGCAAUCCUAGAACCAGAUCCGAAGAUGGACGAUGUUGAUAGUGAUCAUUCUAACAGCUCCCAGUGCAGCAGCGAAUCUACGAAAAGGCGCAGAAAGCUGAAGCUUCAAAACGAUGCUGAAAACGUGGUGGACAGUUUUGAGAAGCUGAUCCUUCCCCACCUUCGGGAAGCUCUGACAGAUCGCUAUCGUCGCCAGCACUCUGGUAGCCUGCAGAGUCGACUACACUUCAUCUCCUGUGUGGUGACAAGCGCCGAGCACAAUUCACAGAGCUUCAGCAAGAUCGAGGUGGCCAAGAUGCAGAUGAAUCUCAAAGCAGCCGACAAUCGCCAAUCCAUCGAGUUUCUGUUAAGGGAGAUUGUCAACGUGGUUAAUCUGCAGAAACAGCGACGUCGGGAACAGGAAGAGGAGCAGAAGUUGGCAAAUGAAUUGAGUCCAAAAAAAGCUGAGUCCCCAGUUAAGAAAAACUCUAGAGCCUCACCAUCACCGCCAGUGCGCCGGAGUUCGCUAGUUUUGGAUAGCCGCCAGAGUUCAACAGCCUCUCCCGCUCGCCAGAGCUCCCCAGGCAUACCUUCCCGCCAGAUUGCUCAUUCUUCUCCUGCCCGCCAAAGUGCUCAGCCCGUGGCUGCCCGUGAAACUGCAAUACCUCCCCUUGAAAUUUCUCCCCCUGUGGUUAAGCCCCAGAAUCCCGAGCCCUUUCCCGUUGGGCUGCCCUUUUUAGCCCACCUUUCUCCCGCUGCUUAUGCACGUUUAGGCGGUGUGACAGAUAAGGCCGAGCCAUUAGGUCAGUUGGGCGACAUGGUGGCCCAAAAUCUGGUUGAUAUCGAUCGCCGCCUGCUGGAGAACCAAAAUCGGCGAAGCAUUCUCGAGGAAAUGAUCAUGAAAUUUCAGAAGGAGAAGUCCGAUCUGGAGAUGCUCAGUCUGGAGCUGCAGAGCCGCAAGUUUCUGUUGAUAAAUUCAAUGAUUUCUCGUAGUCAGACGUCAUCGGUGCCUGUCGUUAACCCUAGGAACUCACCGCCACCCAGUGUUACUGCUCAGGAAUCGACGCAGGAGGAGAAUGCUGGCAAAGGAGGUAUCGCCAGGAGAACUAGGAGCAGAUUAAGAAAAGCUGUAGUGGUAAAACUAAUACCCAAACGUCAGGUCAGGGUUCAGAAACGAGUCCUUCGAAAGCACAAAUCAGAUGAGUUAAUAUCACAAUUGCGUCAAGAAAUUGCUGAUCAGGAGGAGUCUAAUAAAGCGAGCAAAGAGCCAUUUAAAGAAAAAGAAUGUGGGCUGAGCAUUCAAACAAACAUCAAGGAAGAGCCAUUGGAUGAGUCCGAAUUCAGUCCCACCGCCAAAGUCACGCAAUCGCGUCCUAACAAACCGAAAGUCUGUGUUUCAGCCAACCCGACUCAUCAACCACUGGCAAUAAUACCACCUCUACCACCUCCACCACCGCCACCGGAACCGAUCAGUAACAUGGCCGAAAAAAUGUCCCGCAGUUUGCCCACGGAACUAUUGUCUGAGCCUCAAAACUGGACAGAACUCAACUCCCAAGAAAAGAGCAGCGUAGGCUUCAUACCCAUGGGGAAAUUGUACAAAGUUUUAAGUCCCAUCACCCAAAUAAAGAUCUACAGGGAGUACGUGAUAGCGGCCGCCGAAGAUGGGGAUAUCUAUAUGUUCCACCUUAUCAGUCACAAACUUGAGCGAAAGAUUACAAAACACAGCGAAGCCAUUACGAAUAUGUCUCUCUGCGAGAAGGAGUCCGUUUUGUACACCACAUCGCUGGAUGGCUUUUUCAAGAAAUCUUCGCUGGAGAAUCUUGAGCGGGUCAUAGAAACGGUGUACUUCAAGGAGCCCCUGCAAUCGAUUGACAUCUGUUGGGGAUUGGCCUUCAUUGGCAGCCGAUGGGGACUUAUCUCUACAUUCAAUGUGGUGACCAACAAGGUGAUUGAUAAGCCUUUAGUUUCAACCGGCCAAUCCAUUAUUGCCAUUAAAGCCACCAAGGAAGGAGUACGAAAGAUUCUUGUUCUUGGAUGCAAGGGAAACUUUGUGCAAAUGCAUGAUGCUGGAAACGGAUUACUGCUGCGUCGCGUAUGCAUUCCAGAAGGCUUAAAUGUCUACAGUUUGCUUUUAAAUGAUGAACACAUUUACUGUGGCACACAAAAGAACGAGAUCUAUCAGUUGGAGUUUGCCACUGGUAACUUGAUUAACAAGUUAAGCUGUGGAAAUGGUGCUGUAUCUAUAGUGGCCUACAAAAAGCGUUAUUUGCUGACGGGCUGCUACGAUGGUUUCAUUUAUGUUCUGGACAAGGUAACAGGAACUCAAGUGGGUCGAUUUGAGGGAGCUGGCCGGUUGGUUUUGGCCUUGGCAGUAGCAGGCGAUAAAAUCGUCACAUCUUCGAAAGAUAACUCGCUGGAAAUACUGGAAGUGCCCGCAGCCAUGGUAAACGGCCAUUAAGACGCUUAUCAUUACUUGUAUAAAUCAGUUUUAAUUUAAUAAUUUUGCACACACACUUGUUUGUAUAAUACAAUUCAACGAACUUUAUCCUGGAUCGCGUAAUAAGGAUUCCGUUUUCUGUAUUUACAGUUGAAUAUGUUAUUUUUUUGUUAGCUCCCAAUUGCAUUUUUGCAAUUGAUCUCCUUGAAGAAUAUUUCUUCGUCUUGAACAAAUCAUUUCAAAAUAAAAAGAGAACCACCAUUAAACAUAAA
This is a messenger RNA of Drosophila elegans, 5421 nucleotides long. RefSeq lists its product as uncharacterized. The record is from RefSeq and is a predicted model, not a curated record. The transcript has 8 exons. NCBI's taxonomy places the organism in Eukaryota, Metazoa, Arthropoda, Insecta, Diptera, Drosophilidae. The coding region runs from base 290 to 5170 and encodes 1626 amino acids. Gene Ontology annotation, molecular function: protein binding; RNA binding.